AGAUAACAAGAGAUUUAAAGACACUAAGAUAUUAAACAUGUUUGGAUUACACGACAGAUUUUUUAACGAUUUUUACAAUGUUCCAUUCUUCUCCAGAAGCAGAAGUGCCCUUCCAGGUAUAAGUGGAAGCAGUUUGAUUCCAAGAAGAGAGUUUGAUAGCUUCAUCAAUGAGCCUUUGGUGUUCAGAGAGAAUUUCUUCAAUGUGGAAAACGAUGUCAAGUUGAAGGAGGAACCCGAUAAGUAUCUCAUUGGAUUUAAGGAUGACAAGAUCAACGAGAAGGAAUUGAAAGUGGACUUCUUAAAGAAGGAAAAUGAAUUGAAGAUUUCGAUUUCUCAGAAGUCCGAGUCCAAAGAGGGUGAAGAAGGUCCACAAAGCUACUAUUCCAGCAGCUAUCAGAGCAGCAUCAGGUUCGAUAAACCUGUCAAAUUUGAAGAGAUCGAAGCUGAUGUCAAGGACGGUCAAGUAUCGAUUGUGAUUCCCAAAGUGGAAGCUGACCCUGUACCUGCUGAAAACGUUGUGAAUGUGGCUAUCAAGGGUAUUGAACCUCAGGCUCCCCCUGCUACUAUUGAGGGUUCCAAAUAAAAAUAGGUGUAGGUUUAUAGUUGAUGAAUAAAUGAACAAAUUG
Molecule: messenger RNA, 626 nt
Organism: Yamadazyma tenuis ATCC 10573
Lineage: Eukaryota; Fungi; Ascomycota; Pichiomycetes; Serinales; Debaryomycetaceae
Source: RefSeq, a predicted model, not a curated record